This is a messenger RNA of Recurvomyces mirabilis, 936 nucleotides long. RefSeq lists its product as uncharacterized. The record is from RefSeq and is a predicted model, not a curated record. The transcript has a single exon. The coding region runs from base 1 to 936 and encodes 311 amino acids. NCBI's taxonomy places the organism in Eukaryota, Fungi, Ascomycota, Dothideomycetes, Mycosphaerellales, Teratosphaeriaceae.
AUGGUGAACUCGAAGACUUCGGCUGCGGCCUUUGUGGUCAGCGCCUCGACGGUUGCUGCGCAGGUCUUUGCUCCUUAUACUGCUAGCAAUGGCAUCUCUUUCUGGCAGGCCAGCUUUGGCACAACUUUGGGACAGGACACGGCACAAUUUGGUCUGGCGCUCCCUCCGGCUUCUGAGACGAGCAUGACGAAUGAGUAUAUUGGUCGUCUUGUUGUGCCUAAGGUGUCGACGGGAACGUGGAUGGGUUUGUCACACAUGAGCGAAAUGACGAAUUCACUCUUACUGGUGACAUGGACGAACAAUGACGAUAUCAUCACAUCCUUCCGAUAUGCUUCUGGCUAUGUCGCUCCGGAUGUGUAUACUGGGAACGCUACCUUGACACCCAUCAGCACGAACGUGAACGACACUCACUACGAGCUCACAUACCGCUGCGAGAACUGCUGGAGCUGGAAUCAAGACGGUGCUGCUGGCUCGCAAGUACCCACGACUGCUUCGGGCGCAGCACAACUGAUUGGCUGGGCUCAGGCCACCAACCCACCGACAAACCCUGGUGAGGUCGACUCAGGUCUGCAGCAGCACGCCAGCGAUGGCAUCUUUGGUGCUCUUGUUGCUUCUGCUCGUAACACGGCUUACACCAGCUGGGCAGCUUUGGCCACACCUACCGCAGCCGCGACUGCAACUCCCUAUCCUGCCGGGAAUGGUACAGCUGGGGCUGGUGCGACCGGUACCGGCAUGCCACCCGUAGCCACAGCUUCUGCCACUGCAGCUCCUGUCGCUUGCCCAACCAACAGCACAAUUGCAAGCACCACAUGGGACUAUAGCAUCGUCGGGGCUGGAGCUGGCGGCAUUCCCCUAGCUGACAAGCUCUCGGAGGAUGGUGCUUCCGUUCUUCUCAUUCGAACGUGGUCCACCAUCCUCUGGACGCUGGGGUGGUAG